AUGCCACUAGAUCAAUCGGAAAGCGUCACUCUUAAGCUCAGUGAUUUGACAAGACCAAACGAUAACCCCCAGUGGCCUGGCAAUCCAACCCCUACGGUUCGUUUGGCUGACCUUACAUCAGAACAUGGACGUGGAUUGUUGGACAGCAGCUUUCCUGUCAAUGUCGUAGUUGGAGGUGUGCGUCAGAGAUCAUCGCCGCUGGAUUCGGUAAAAUCAUUUGAAGAACUUGGCCUUAAGAACGAACUCCUCCAAGGUCUUUAUGGCAUGGGCUUUUCCAAACCUUCAAAGAUUCAAGAAACUGCUCUUCCAUUGCUUUUACAAGAGCCCCCAAAAAACAUGAUUGGUCAAUCCCAGAGUGGAACAGGCAAAACGGCUGCUUUUUCUUUAAACAUUCUCAACCGCAUUGAUCCCCAUAUUUUCAAACCACAGGCCAUCAUCCUGUCGCCAUCACGCGAACUCGCUAGUCAGACCGUGAAUGUGAUUCAGGAAAUGGGGAAAUAUACCAACAUCACAACAUGUCUUGUUGUCAAGGGUGGUAGCCACAGGGGAAGAACCAUCAAUGAGCACGUGAUCGUCGGGACUCCAGGAUCGGUGAUGGACUCAAUCCGCAGACGGCAAUUAACCACUAAUGGCAUCAAGGUCUUUGUGCUCGAUGAAGCAGACAAUAUGCUUGAUCAGGAUGGAUUAGGAGACCAAAGCAUUCGGAUCAAAGGAAUGCUUGAGAGCCAGCCCCAAAUUGUCCUAUUUUCUGCUACCUUUCCUGAUAACGUCCGUCGCUUUGCACCGCGUUUCGCUCCUGAUGCCUAUGAGAUUUCUCUUCGCAGGGAGGAGUUGAGCGUCGACUCCAUCAAGCAAUUUUACAUGGAUUGUCGGGAUGAAGAGCACAAAUAUGAAGUGCUUUGUAACUUAUAUGAUCUCUUGACCGUAAGCCAAAGCAUUAUCUUUUGUCGACGUCGUGAUACUGCGGAUGAGAUUGCGAGAAGAAUGUCGGAACAAGGACAUGCUGUGCUUUCAUUACAUGGCAUGAUGUCUCCUGAGGAGCGUGAUCAAGUGAUGGACCAUUUUCGACGUGGCGAAUCCAAGGUCCUCAUUACUACCAAUGUGGUGUCUCGUGGUAUUGAUAUCAUGCAAGUCAGCCUUGUUGUCAAUUAUGAUAUGCCGUUGGAUGUCAACCACAACCCCGAUCCUGAAACAUAUUUGCAUCGUGUGGGAAGAACAGGUCGUUUUGGUCGUACAGGUGUCAGCAUCAACUUUGUCCAUGAUCGUACGAGUUGGCAACACAUGCGGGCUAUCGAGGAACACUUUCAGAAACAAAUCACCAUGGUGCCAACGGAUGAUUGGGAGGAGGUAGAGAAAAUAUUAAAACCAGUGUUGUAA
Lichtheimia ornata is the source of this 1377-nucleotide messenger RNA. RefSeq lists its product as uncharacterized. NCBI's taxonomy places the organism in Eukaryota, Fungi, Mucoromycota, Mucoromycetes, Mucorales, Lichtheimiaceae. Bases 1 to 1377 code for a protein of 458 amino acids. The record is from RefSeq and is a predicted model, not a curated record. The transcript has 10 exons. Gene Ontology annotation, cellular component: cytoplasmic stress granule; nucleus. Gene Ontology annotation, biological process: poly(A)+ mRNA export from nucleus. Gene Ontology annotation, molecular function: RNA binding; ATP binding; RNA helicase activity.